AUGUCUUCCCGACUACGGCAACGCUCGUCCGCAAACACAGCGACUCAGGCGGGGGCGUCGUCUUCUAGGUUGCCGUUGCGUUCAUCAAACGACCGUGCAACACGACAUGCAUCUCUACGAACUUAUGCGGAAGUCAGCGAGAGCGAGGAAGAGGAGGAGUACUACGAGGAAGACGAGCAUGAACAUGAGCGCGAGCAAGAUUCCGACGACGCCUUCGCAGACAGUGACAGUGGCGAUGGCGUGGGCGAACCUGACGACAGGAAUUUCACGGCCCGGCUGCCGUCGAAACGUCAACGCCUAGACGAUGCGUCCAUUCCCGACAACAGCCCCUCGAAACGCCGACGCCAACCACAGCGCAGGGCAACAGCUGAAUUUCUCGUUGGAGACGACGCCUAUCUCUCGCCGUCGUCCGAUGGCGCACCGCGGAGACGACAGAAGCCGCGCACGGUAGCUUCAUCUUCGUCCGCUCCUGCACAUUCUGCAGCACCUACGGCGUCUACGCCCUCCCCACGACGAAAGAGACGAGUUGCACAUGAUGCCAACAGGAAAAACCGCGGCGGAAAGUCGACACCAACGAAGGCUGGAAGGCAGGUCGUGAUUCAUAUCGAUGAUAAGAAGAGUGCGGGUGGAAAAGGUGACGGUGUUCGCACACCAACCAUGCGGGCUUUGUCGCCGCCACGCACCAACAGGCCACCAUGGUCCACGCUGCCAUACUUGGUUUUAUCGAGCAUAUUUUCCUAUGGCGCUGCGCCGCUCGACAACAUUACGUCGGUGCGAUGGCUUCUGGCUGCUAGUCGUACAUGCCGAGGGUUCACAGAGCCCGCUCUGCGAGCCCUGUACGAAAGCCCACCAAUGCUCACGAUGAAUAUGGCGCACAACUUGGUCGACCAUUUGGCCAAAGACCCGUCUACGACGCUUUUUGACUACCGUCAAAAAGUGAAGGCGCUCAAAAUCGAUGUUGGGUCGUUGGCGAGCCGCGUUUACAAGGUUCAGCCUGCUAUUACCAAUACCACUGUGGACAGCGGCGGACAUGGCGACCCACAGGAAGAAGGCAGCAGUGCGAGUAUGGCCCCUCUUGCCCAGGCUGCCGUUCCCACCGCUAUUAGGUUGAAGAGCUGGCGGUGGAACCAGCGUCUUAUGGGUCGUGACCUCGAUUUAGACCGAGUGCGGACACUGCACUUGUCGCCAACUUUUGCGGGGUUGUGCAAGAUUAGCCUCGUCAACUACCAACGGCCGUCCCUGAAUGCGAGGAAUGCCGAGGACCCGGAAGUCAUUGAGGCGGAUCGGCAACAGGCAGUGGACUUUGCGGGACUGCUCAAUGCGCUGCCCAACCUGACCCACCUUGCUGUGGAGUCAUCGACGGCAGCGAACGACCUAAUCCUCCCGCUGCUUCCCAAGACGCUGCAGCAUCUCGAGCUGGUCAACUGCUGGGACGUGACGGCGGAUCAAUUUGCCGAGUACCUAGUGACACACGGUCAGGAGCUACGACAGCUGACGCUGCACUACAACCAGUCGCUCAGCCUGUCUUUUUUGUCGGUUCUGGGCACUGCAUGCCCGCAGCUGCAAGCGCUGCGUAUGAACCUGACGUACUACAGUCACCAUGCAUUUUACAACGACUCGAAUCCAAUGUAUGACACCCUGCUGACGGCUGACGAAGUACCGGCCUGGCCGACUAGCAUUGAAGUGAUUGAACUUGAGCAUUUGCGGAAAUGGGAACCUGCUGCGGCCGAGGUCUUCUUCCAGUCGCUCGUUGAUAGUGCACCACACGUACCACAGCUGCGUGUCCUUGCCAUCAAGGCCAUGUUGGACAUCCCCUGGAGACAGCGAUGUGAAAUGCGAGACCGGUGGGAGGCGACACUGGAUCGUGUGUUCAAGCGACGUACGACUGCGCCAGAGCCGGCCAGCUCACUGGCGUAUUAUGCCAAGUCGCAGAAGCAUAUAUCGCCACGGUCCAAGGCGAAGGCACGGCAUAGCGACGCGGAGCCUUCGCGGCGCAGCCACCGGAUUGCCACUCAUGUGUCCAACCCGUCGUCGCGUGCUAGUAGCACAACACGGGGCCUGCGCCACAUGGCACCAACCAGCAGAAUGUCAUACCGCGAGCCGGACACGGACGAGGACAUUCCGUCAAGCGAUGAAGACGAAGACGAGGAUGAAAAUGUUGGCAAGCAUACCCGGGAUGAGAAAGGUAAAGGUGUCGAGCAAGCUAGUCGUGAAAAUAGUGACCACGAAAGCGACAAGAUGGACAUCAGCGAUGGUGAGGGAUCAUCUUCCGGUUUCAAGCGCACCCGACCCUUUGUACAUGGCAUGUGCGAUGUAGUCGAUAUCCGCAUCGACAACCAGAAGCCCGGCGAGAUUCAAUACCGCAUGGUGGACUUUCUGGACAGUGACGAUUCUAAUUCAGACGACGAGUGGACGGGGGACGGACCCGAGGCCAACGACUACGCGUGGUGA
Molecule: messenger RNA, 2451 nt
Organism: Sporothrix brasiliensis 5110
Lineage: Eukaryota; Fungi; Ascomycota; Sordariomycetes; Ophiostomatales; Ophiostomataceae
Exons: 2
Coding region: 1-2451 (816 amino acids)
Source: RefSeq, a predicted model, not a curated record